Hypomesus transpacificus is the source of this 5438-nucleotide messenger RNA. RefSeq names its product A-Raf proto-oncogene, serine/threonine kinase (gene araf). Bases 191 to 2026 code for a protein of 611 amino acids. Gene Ontology annotation, cellular component: cytosol; mitochondrion. The record is from RefSeq and is a predicted model, not a curated record. Lineage: Eukaryota; Metazoa; Chordata; Actinopteri; Osmeriformes; Osmeridae. Gene Ontology annotation, molecular function: ATP binding; protein kinase activity. The transcript is spliced from 16 exons. Gene Ontology annotation, biological process: protein phosphorylation; signal transduction.
CAAGAAGAAAACGAAGGAGUCGCCCAUCGCUACUUCAGAGAGAAUCUUGUUGAGAGAAUUCAAGAUGGCAGUUUCAGGUUCCAGGUAAAGGGCUCACUCCCUUGGUCCCCCCCAGUGCAUGAAGUUCUCCUGCAGUUGACGUGACUUACUGCUGCUGCCUCCUGUUCUCCUACCUUCCCUGCCUUUCACCAUGUCCUCCACCUCCUCCUCCUGCUCCUCCUCUGGAGAGACCAGCCCAGAGGAUGUACCCCGAGGUGGGGGCACCAUAAGAGUCUACCUCCCCAAUAAGCAGAGGACAGUGGUGAAUGUUCGCUCAGGACAGACGGUAUUUGACAGCCUGGACAAAGCUCUCAAAGUGAGGGGCCUCAGCCAGGACUGCUGCGCUGUAUUUCGACUCCUAGAGGGGCGCAAGAGGCUGACAGAAUGGAACACUGACAUCACCCCGUUGGUGGGGGAGGAGCUCCUGGUGGAGGUGUUGGACGAUGUCCCUCUCACCAUGCACAACUUUGUACGUAAAACCUUCUUCAAGCUGGCCUACUGUGACUUCUGCCACAAGUUCCUCUUCAACGGCUUCAGAUGCCAGACGUGCGGCUACAAGUUCCACCAGCACUGCAGCAGCAAGGUGCCCACCGUGUGUGUGGACAUGGACACCAUGACCAAACGGUGUGGGCCCAACCCCUGCACAGAUGAGGGGUAUCCUCAGAUAUCCAUACUGUUGCCAGACAACUCCAUAUCCCAGAGUGACAUAGCCUUAACCCCAGAGCCUCCUGGGCUUAAUCUGCUGUCCCCCACUUCGGCCUUCCGCUUCCCCCUCCCCGGUGCUGAAGGCCAGUCCCUGCAGAGGCAUCGCUCCACCUCCACCCCCAACGUCCACAUGGUCAGCACUGUGGGGCCCGCGGGCACCAGCAUCAUCGAGGAAGCACUAAAACUCAACAACACCAUGGGUCCUGAGCCCUCACCCAAGCCCUCCACCAGCCCUCCCUCUUCCCUGGGCUCCCCAGGCAGAAGACCUCCUAAAUCCCCCUCGGAGCACAAGGAGCGCAAGCAGUCGUCCUCAGACGACAAGAAGAAAGUGCACCGUGGCUACAGAGACUCUAGUUACUACUGGGAGGUCCACUCACGGGAGGUCACCAUGCAGAAGAGGAUAGGUGCCGGCUCCUUCGGGACUGUUUUCAAGGGCAAGUGGCACGGAGACGUGGCCAUAAAGAUCCUCAAAGUGACAGAGCCGACGCCUGAGCAACUGCAGGCUUUCAAAAACGAAAUGCAAGUCCUGCGAAAGACACGCCAUGUCAACAUUCUGCUGUUCAUGGGCUUCAUGACUAAGCCCAACUUUGCCAUAAUCACCCAGUGGUGUGAGGGCAGCAGCCUGUACCGCCAUCUGCACGUCAGCGAGACCAAGUUCGACACCAUGCGCCGGAUCGACGUAGCCAGGCAAACGGCGCAGGGCAUGGACUAUCUUCAUGCCAAGAACAUAAUUCAUAGAGACCUGAAAUCCAACAACAUCUUCCUCCACGAAGGUUGGACCGUGAAGAUCGGUGACUUUGGGCUGGCCACGGUUAAGUCUCGCUGGACCGGCUCACAGCAGGUAGAACAGCCCAGCGGGUCCAUUCUCUGGAUGGCCCCCGAGGUGAUCCGAAUGCAGGAUACCAACCCCUAUACAUUCCAGUCAGACGUGUACGGAUAUGGGGUGGUGCUAUUCGAGCUAAUGUCAGGGACCCUGCCUUACACCAGCAUCAACAACAGAGACCAGAUCCUCUUCAUGGUCGGGCGUGGCUACCUGUCCCCAGACCUCAGUAAGAUGUACAGUACCUCCCCCAAGUCCAUGAAGAGGCUCAUCAUUGACUGCCUGAAGUUCAAACGCGACGAGAGGCCUCUCUUCCCUCAGAUACUGGUAAGCAUUGAGCAGGUCCAGGAACUGUUGCCAAAAAUCGAGCGGAGUGCCUCGGAGCCCUCGCUGCACAGGGCCGUCCACGCAGAGGACCUGAACCCACUCCUGUUCCACACCACCCGGAUCAUGCCCCUGUGAAGCCCCGCCAGGGGAGCCAAGAGCUGGUUGGCCGAGCGACCAUCACCCGCCAAUGCUGCGGCAUUCUCACGGUGGAGAGAGAAAGAGAAAGAAAGAGAGGGAGAGAGAAAAAGAGAGAGAGAGAGGAAGCACUAACAGCAGUCCAUUCCACCACACAUUCCUCCCCCCCCCUAUCGUCCCCCCCUUUCGCCCCCUACCCUGGGCAAAAGCUGGAGCAUUGCCCAAGUCGGGUGGCGCCACUAGAUGGAGCCCCGUCGACAUGUGGUGCAUCUGGCUGGCUGAAGACUGUCCCUGCACAUCAAGCAGCACUCCCUCCCUGCUGAUGUGCCCAGGCAGUUUGGUGUGUGGGCCGUGCCGGAGACCCCUACAUUCCUGUUAGGCGUUGGAUUUCUCAAGGCUGCUUUUUGGGGUGGACACCUUUUUAAUUUUUUCGUAGUACCAUCGGAAUUUCAUGGUGAGCUUUCAAAGAGCAAGGAGCAGGAGAAACGAGAUCGCUCUGAAUCUGAUGUAAAAAAAAAAAGAAAAAAAAAAAAAAAAGUGGUUGUCCAUAUACCGCUGAGCUUUUGUUAAUUCAUAGUUCCUUGCAGUCUUAGUAUACAUACAUAUACACACACACACACAUUUAGUUAAAUUGCUGCUAUAAAACAUUGAUUGGUUUGCCACGGAGACCAGCAGUAUGGGACUCAAGCAACACCGCACAAUUGUCUGAGCACAGUAACAUUUCCUAAAGGCUUGCACUGUCUCCAUUCAAAACAUCGAGCUCCGCACAGCAUUGAGUUACAACACGGCCACAAAAGCUGUAGUCUUUAGCUACUGUAAGAGUAUUCCUGAAAACGUGCUUACAUUUAGCUUGAUUUAUACAUUGCACCAUGGAGCAGCUACUGAUUGUUUUAAGGUGGCGUUAGGCCAACGUUUCCUCACAUAUCAUAUUUCAUAAACUUCUGCAGGCUUUUUUGGAAAUUCUCUUGGAAGAAUUUGUCAAUGUAAACAUCAUGUGUAACCUGCAUACCCAGAGCAGAUGAGAGGGCAAGUCCUUGCCUUCCAAGAUACCUUUUUCCCAGACUAAUUUCUUAAUGUCAUCUGGCCUGGUGUUGCAAUCUCGUCAUAUUAAAAGUGUUUAUUUUUUCUUCACCAUAGGGAAUGUUCACAGCUCAGGUGAAUGGCAUUGUCAGGUGCAUAGAGCAGUUUCUGAAUGGGUGUUCAAUAUUGAUUUGUUUGCCAGCUCCGGCAAAUGGUUAAAACGAGCUGCCUUAAUGUAAGCACUGGCUUCUUUACUUGUUGUACCCUAAUGGCAGUGGUGGAAGUGCAGAGUAAUCGUUUUUUUAUUCCAAAUUGUUGUGGUAUGGAUUAUUGUCAAUCAUGUGAUAUCAAAAAACAAAAACACCAGCUUUUCAAUUGAAGAUACUUAAUGGAACGUUCAACUGUUUGAGACAUCCGCAAGAAAAUACAAGCCAGGUUUUUCUUUGCUGUUUUCUUUUUACUGGUGUUAAUACAUACUGCUGUUGCUUAGGCUGCAUGCUAGCACAGGCCACUAGUUGCUGCCGAGCAAUGCUUUCACUUAUUGAUGUCAGUGUACAAGAGAUUCUUAGUGGUCACCUCAAAUGGGGGAUUUUGCCAACCAGCCAGUUAUCAGAAAGAUGGGAGUUUCUUGUUGGAUGUAUGCGGUGGUUGUAGGCUAGUUCCUCUCAAACGCGUGUUAACGUUAUUUAUAAAAUAUUCGGUUGCUUAUUUCACUGCUCCCUGGUGCAAUGCAGAAAUCCUGUGUCGCUGAGGCUCAACAAUGAUCAUUUAAGUUUUAGCAUCUUGCGUUGGUCAAACUAACAGUAACUGUGAUAGUAACCCAGAAAGGUAUGCUUGGUGUUCUCUAUGCUGGCAAAUGGCUUGACGUUAGAGGGUGUGAUUUUUCGAUACUGUAUUUGACGUGGUCAAUUUAACAAGUGGAGAGCUUGUCAUUGUGUGUGCGUGUGUGUGCGUGUGUGUGUGUGUGUGUGGGGGGGGGGGGUCAGUAGUUAUUGAACAUUGCAGGACUGACAGCUUUUGUAAGAAGCAGAUACAGGUUUUUAAACCUAGAUGUUUUCAAGUUUCAAAUAAAUAAGGGGAAGGGCUGGGUACCCUCCUCUGUUUUCUUAUUCCAGUUCUGUUGGUGGCUGUGGGUUGGGUAAGGAUACGGAUAGGGUUGUCCGGGGCUUUGAUGACACGAAGGUUGGGGAAAGGCUCCAUUUUUGUUUCUUAUCUAAUUUAUUGAUGUCAUUGCAGAUUGUGUGAAUCUGCUGUUCUUGGAUCUUUUGGGGUGGGUGAGAUGUUUGUUUACUGACAGAGAUCCCUCUUUGCAACAUUUAAGUCAUAGUUAGGGUUCUUUCUGAUUUAGAAUGUUCUUCAAGGCACGGUACUGUCUCAAACUACUUCUCCAAACUAGCUUAUUUUUCAAACUCAAGUGUGGCUAAAAAUGGCAACGUAAGCACAGUAGAUGGAUAUCAAGUGUCAUAUGAUCAAUGCAAAGUGCAGAGAAAGACUCAAUUAAAUUUCCUUACCAAGGGCAUCUAUCAUUUGUUGUAUCUAUCGUGUAGAUUACAGGAGAAAUUGAGUAGGCCUAUGGCUGAAACGUAUCUCUCCAAAUAAAAUUAAUUUUACAGACUUGUAGCAAUAGAGCUAGCAAGGAGAGAUGAAUUUGUUUUCCAGUGCAUGUAGAAAUAUACAUGAUGCAAGCAUAAUAUCUAAUUUGUCUGGUGGCAUUGCUUUACCAUACUGUAACAUCAUGUAUUCCCUGAUUUCUCUUGAUUGAGGGCUCAGAUUCUAUCAUCUUUUUUAUUGAAGAGGUGAAAACGAGAGUAUCGGAGUGUGAGUUUAGUUGACUGCAUGCCUUUCUCUUCCAAAGAGGACAGCGUUUCGUCUGUUGAGAGGAGAGGUGGGGGACGGGGACGGGGUAGGGGGUGCCACAUUGACCAAAAUUGAAAAGUAAUAUACGGACUUCCCUUAAAAUCAAGUCUGCAAUAAGCGCAUGAUAUCAGAUAGAAGAUACCACUUACUGUCUCAACAGAGUAAUGGCAGGGGUCAUUGGAGUUUGGACGGAAACCAGACAAACUCAACAGCUGUCUAUUUUAAAGCAGAAAUGAGAAUGGGCGAGCUGUGUCAGUAGUUUUGCAUAUCUCUAGGUGAACUGCAAUAAUUGUGUGUAUAGUUUCUGAGGUAUCAGGGGUGUUCCGUUUGCAAUAAGUGGUAUAUUCUGCUGUGUACAGUUACAUUUUUUUUUUUUAUUACAAAACUGUACCUUGUUUCUAUUUUUGUGUGAUGGUUUGAAAAGAACAAAAUUAUUUUAAAAUGUAAAAGAAAUCUGUAGUAUUUUUGUAGGUUUUUGUCUUAAAAUAUUGAGGAUGCAGGAUUUUAUUCUUUAAAUAAAACUGUGGAAUACUUA